AUGGAUCAAGGCGCCAACUCUCAUUCCUCACCGCGUCCUGGCGGUCGACCAGCAAGCAAGCUGGUAGUCAAGGAAGAAGGCAGAAGGCCUCUCUUUUCCACCGGCAAUGUCUCCCAGGCUGAGAGCAUAGUGAAGAAUACCGAGAAGAAGCCGACCCAGCCCAAGGACGGUGCUCGCGCAAGCACCACUCCACGCUCCGCCGCCCGACGCACCAAUUCUGAAUCCCUCAUCUCUCGUGCUGGCAACAGUUUGCCCCCUCCCAGCCCCAGCAGUACACGCAUUCCCCGCCCUGGAAGCGUCGGAGGCUCUGGCGGACUUUCCAACCGCCGGCCUAUUACACUCUCCGAAGCCUUUAGGUUGGCCGAGGAAGAGGAAGUACACACUGGGAAGCCGGGCAAUGAUGACAUGCGAGCACAGCCCAUUGACGGGUCACCGAGUCCAGCACCCAGACCAUGGCGGGCAUCGCGAGAUUUUGACAAUACAAGGCUGAGAUCACUACUCGAGCACGACCAUCUUGACACCAAGGGAGCCAACAGACAAAUAAAAUCAAACGAGCAGGCAAAGAACAAUAAAGCACCUGCUGCCAGACCUUCUAAGGGUCCCAGCUCAGCGAACACCGGGACAAAUGGCGGUGGGAUCUCUCUCCCCGAUCUAGUUCCUGGUAUCGAAGACCUUCCUUUGCCCUCGGUGGAACCUGCCGAAAACGUGCCCGCUCCUGCCUCUCCGGAGAAGAGUUUCGCAUGGCAAGUCGAUGAAGAUUUUACCGCAGGCGAUCUCCAGGUCUCAGACAGUCCCAGACUUAAGACGGACAGGCGACCAUUUGAGAACCGGCUACCCUUUGACGAGAACAGCUUAGUCGACAUCAAUUCCCGGACAAGAGUCAACAACCCAGGGUCCAAGAACACCAGGCUUGACGAGAUCCGAUCUCGAGAAGUAAAGACGGGAAACCACCUUCCCAUAGGCCCACGCUCAUUGAAGUCAACAAACACUAAGAUUGAUGAAAUCAUCGCACGGGAAGCCGAGGUCGAGUCUCAGAUACCAAUCCCGGAUAGGCGCCUUUCUUCGGCAAGCAAAAAUACCAAGCUGGAUGAGAUUCGACAGAGAGAGCUGGAUGGCUUGUCCAAGAGACGGCUGGCAGCUGCCCGUUUAGAGGAGAUUAGGGAGAAGAACUCAAUGUCUCGACAGAAAUCGUCUGAGGAGACGCGGUCACAAUCAGACCAGCAAAGUGAUGGUCCAUCAAGCGUUGACGGGUCCGAGACCAAGCCUGACGCCUCGGAGAAGAGACGAGCCGGGACAAAAGAUAGUCCACCCAAAGAUACCUAUGGUGGUGGGGAGCGAAUUCCUGACACUCCAGUGACUGUAUACAAGUCCCGGCCUGAACGGGCGGGAGAUCAGGUUCAGAACAAAGGAGACCAAGCAAAUCAGCAAAGCGAUACUAAGAAAGCUGCUAAGAGCACGCCUUUAUCUCGACGUCGAGCCGAUUCAAAAGACUUGCUGAGCAGGCUAGCAAGGGCUACAAGUUCCAGUCCACUCCUUAACACGGAAACGAAGAAGGCGCCCUCGCACCGGGCAAGUGAUAAAGUCUCUACGUCGGCAGGGCCCUCUACUACUGGUCGGAGUUCUAGAACCCUCCUAGGUGCUGUUGCUGGGCGAAGGAAAAAGGCCAGCAAUGAUGGGGAGUCCAAGCCCUCGGAGAGACCUACCGUAGAGUUCGCAGGCCUGCGGCGUGUGCGUUCGACUGAAUCGUCUGGAAGUAAGAGAUUCAGUACGCAUUCAGAGACAGAUCCUACAGAUCGCAUUGAGGCAGAGAUGAAACUAUUCGCACCCCAUGAUAAUCACUCUGAGAGAGGGUCGGUACGGGCCCCAUCUCCGGCCUCCUCAGACGGCCACAUCAUUAAGAAAGAAGUGGUCGGGGAUGAAGAGAUGACGCCUAGGAAAAACAACGCCGAUCCCUUGACGAUGCCAACGCCAAGAGUGACGGGUGCAUAUGUUGAGACUCCUGCGACAGUGAAGGUAGAAAAAAUUCAAGAUCCGGUUCCGCCUCAGGAGGUAGCUCUGCCUCAAGCUGAUCGCGAGCAAGCAAAAGAAGCUGGAAGAGUAGGGCGUGCAUUGGGUACCCACACUGCAGGCAUUAGGAGACAAGCCCGUGACACGUCAUCGGACCCUGGGGUCGGUGAGAGUGAAGGAAGAACCAGAGCACGCUCGACGUCUGUGACACAGAAACGGGCACGUUCACUUUCGCGGUCCAGGCCGCCAUUAAAGAACUCUGCCAAACCACCAUCAGUGUACGACGAUAUCAUAGAAUUGCUGCGUACACAAAAACUUGAUGACUCGACCCUUGAUGAGCUGGAAGCUGUCAUCAAUCAGCCACUUGGGAUUCUCGAGCGAAUGAGCUUGGUAGACGAUCUGCCUGCACCCAAAGACUCGCAAGAUGAUGAUUCAUUUGAACUCAAAAUGGAAACCUAUCUCGCGGAUAUGGAAAAGAAAGGGCUUACAGAAGACUUGAAGAACGAGAAGGUAGAUGAGGAGGUAGACGAAGGAGAACUGGCGGCAUAUGAUCGCAUGAGCAGGUCUCUCCAGACAGGGCUUCAAGGCAUCCGCACGGCCAAGAAGGGGAUCGAGCGACUCGAGGACAGUCUCAGGGAUGGCGAACGUUUCUACGCCGAGUCCCAAGCAAAGCUCGCAGCGGUGGAAGAGGCUGAGAAGCACCGCUCCAAACACCAAGAACAGGACCACCGUCAAGAACAGGGUCACCAACAAGAACUCGAUGAGAAACAUGCUGAUUCAUCGAGCGUUGGUUACGUUAAGCUCCCUGUUCCACGCCUGUAUACUCUCAGGCCUCGUUUCCAGCUAACAAUACUGGGUCUCUUCGCCAUGCUGUUGUCACUUUGGUCGGUUGCCGAAACUGGCAUGUGCGCCAAGUACUGUAUUCCCGUCUCCUGCUCAACGACACCCUGUGUCUGGUCCUACGACGAUCCAACGUUUGGCAAGGCUCUGCCGAUCAAACUAGAUCAAUGGGCCACUGGCGGCGUCGGGCGUGUGGCUUUUGGUAAUGCACGUCAGACGGUUGAGGAUUGGUUGGCCGAUGUGACCGACAGCGUUUACGGGCGAGAUAUCAAGGACAUUGACAUCAGCAAGCUAUCUUUUGAAGGGAGGCGCGCCCACCGCCGUCGUCUGAGGAACAAGGGGCUGCUGAAUGAUGAAGCGAGGCAAGUGGAAAAGGCUGCAACGCCGGAGAUACGCGAAAGAUGGGCUUCAUGGAGGCGUGAGCGGAUCAACAGGGAGAAGGCACGAGAGGCCAGGUCCAUGGGCUACGAUCAAGACGAGGAUGAUUCAAUGGGAGGGGAUCAGAGAAUUGGCUAG
Messenger RNA from Clonostachys solani, 3363 nucleotides. The record is from the annotation of a GenBank genome assembly. Lineage: Eukaryota; Fungi; Ascomycota; Sordariomycetes; Hypocreales; Bionectriaceae.